This is a messenger RNA of Paralichthys olivaceus (Japanese flounder), 2374 nucleotides long. It is a transcript of the gene fbxo9, whose product is annotated as F-box protein 9. Lineage: Eukaryota; Metazoa; Chordata; Actinopteri; Pleuronectiformes; Paralichthyidae. Gene Ontology annotation, cellular component: SCF ubiquitin ligase complex; cytoplasm. Gene Ontology annotation, biological process: SCF-dependent proteasomal ubiquitin-dependent protein catabolic process. Gene Ontology annotation, molecular function: protein binding. The record is from RefSeq and is a predicted model, not a curated record.
AAGACUCAACUCAAAGUCUCUGUGGCAACACUGAAGAUAUCAGUCAAGAGAUUGCAGUUUAGUGUUGCUUUGGACAUCAAAAUGGCUAACUGAUGGUUUUGGGGAUGUUGACACCAGCUCUUCAGUGACAAGCUAAUUUCGAUGAUGUUUAAUAAUGUUCCUGACGAGGUGAAACUGUGUCUUCAAGGAGCUGAGGAGGAAAGAAUCCACCCACCCUGUGAGCGGCUCAAUGCUGAGGCUGAAGAAGAUGCAGAUAUUGGAGCAACAGUAGAGGAUGAAGAUGAAGGUUCAACUGACCCACACCUUCAGCAGGAGCUCAAUGCAUUCAGAGCUCAGUGGGUGUCCGAACUCAAACCGAACUCCGCAGCGAGUGACCGACUGCUGCGAGCCAAAGGUCUGAGGAGGAGCCAGGAAAUUGCUCAGGAGGAGAAAGCCACAGAGCUGUUCUUGAGAGCUGUUCAGGAAGAGCAGAAUGGAGCUGUCUAUGAGGCUAUCAAGUUCUACCGCAUGGCUAUGCAGCUUGUGCCUGACAUCGAGUUUAAAAUCAACUACAGCCGUCCUCUGGAUGCAGAUUUAGUUGGAGGAAACUACAUGGAGGACAGUGAUGUUGAAGGUGACAUUGAAGAUCUGCUUUCCUACUUUGAGCAGCAAUUCACCUUGGAAAGCUCAUUUCCAAAGAUCUGCACUCCUGAGUUGGAAACGACUCAGAUGCACAUUUCAGACUUGCCACGGGAAAUCCUGAUGUAUAUAUUCCGUUGGGUUGUGUCAAGUGAUCUGGACAUGCGAGCCCUGGAGCAGCUCUCUUUGGUUUGCCGGGGGUUUUAUAUUUGUGCAAGAGACCCAGAGCUGUGGCGAUCAGCCUGUUUACGAGUGUGGGGACGGAACUGCACCAAACUUGUUCCCUUCAACUCCUGGAGGGAAAUGUUUCUGCAAAGGCCACACGUCCGUUUUGAUGGUGUCUAUAUCAGCAAGACAUCAUACAUUCGUCAAGGAGAGCAAUCACUGGACGGAUUUUACAGGGCCUGGCACCAUGUUGAGUUUUACAGGUACCUCCGGUUCUUCCCUGAUGGAAAAGUCAUGAUGCUGACCACCCCUGAGGACCCUCUGUCCGUCAUUCCUCGCUUGCGUACCAGGAACACCAGAAUAGAUUCUCUUCUGCUCGGUCAUUUCCGUCUGUCACAGGAGGCAGACAAUCAAACCAAAGUUUUUGCUGUUGUCUGCAAGAAAAAGGAGGAGAAAGGGUCCGAGUUUCAAAAGAAUCGGUUCUGCAGGCGGAACCCAGCCACCGAGUCUGAGCACAUCUUCCACGUGGGACUGCAUCUGUCCUCUGGGGGGCGCCAGAGUUUCAGUAAGCUGGUGUGGAUCCACCACUCCUGUCACGUCACCUACAAGGUGACCGGGGAAGCGGUUGUCACUGCGUUUGACCUGGACAGGAUGUACACCCCCUUCUCCUUUGCACGUGUGAAGAGUUACACUGCUUUCUCCGAGCAGCCUCUGUAAGCAGCAUGGAGACGUGCAUGUGACCCACAGAGAUCACAGCAAACAACAUUUAAUAAAAUGCAUACUUCUCAGCCGGUGUAAUUUGUGCUGCAGCUGGAUAAUAUAUUAAUUUAACCCUCACGUUUCCUUCGCGCGAGCAUGUUAUGUUUCAGGUUUACAUGAUAGAGAACUACUUAUUUUCUGAUUUCAGAAAUGAAAGCAAUGUGCUGAGAGCUAAAAUAAUUAGCCACCUUUCCCCCACCCGUUCUGAGCAAUGAAUGUUUCUACUGUUGUUGUCUCAUGGUGCACUUUCUCCCUCUAAUAAUCAGUGGUGAACAGAACAUGAUCUUGUCAUUUGUUUUAUUUUAAAUGACUGGUAUGGACAAACACAACACAAAAAUACACUGGGGACAUUUCAGAAUAAGUUAUUACAACAAAAAUGAAACAUGCCUGUAGUGAUAUGUAACCGCAUAUCUUCACUGGAUUUACUUCACUCAAGGACAAAUUUGCGUCCGGCGACCCUGAUGCUCUCCUGCAUGUGAAAAUAUGAUCCAUCUCUGUGAAAUUCUAGACGUCCUAUUACACAACCUUAGUGAAAGACAUUGCUGAUGUGAUGUCAGACUUCUGCAUCAUUUGUCUUCUUGCGGAGGACACACAGGGUCAUAAUCCAUGUAUUAGAUUUUCUGGGAACCAAGCACGGACAGAUCAAACAGGAUUUGCAGAGGGGAAAAAACAAAUGUGAAAGUUGUAUUGGAUUAGGCUAAAAGUGAUUUGUGGCUUGCUGGUUUGGUUUUUCAAGAAAGAAAAUCAUAGUCUGUAGCAAAUUACAAUAAGUAAAUCCUGGUGUAUAUGAACAGCUGUUGCUACUAUUGUUAUGAGUUAGAAAAGGAAAAAA